Molecule: messenger RNA, 2496 nt
Organism: Mangifera indica (mango)
Lineage: Eukaryota; Viridiplantae; Streptophyta; Magnoliopsida; Sapindales; Anacardiaceae
Exons: 9
Coding region: 801-2354 (517 amino acids)
Molecular function (GO): DNA binding; protein binding
Source: RefSeq, a predicted model, not a curated record
UUUUCAUCACGCAAAUUCCAAUCUCAAUUACUCUCGCUCUCAACAUGCCUUUUUUUAUUUCGUUAUUUCACUAAUAAUCAAAGAAAAAAAAAUUCGUUAAGUCGACGCCACCACCACCUUCUCUUCGAAUCAGCCAAGAAUCAACAAAUUAUCCCACCAUCUCUCAUCUGCCCACGUAUAUCCUCAUUGACAUUCUCUCUAGACUCCCUCUCAAGUUAAUCUUCACUUCAAGGCGUGUUUCUAAAGCCUGGAACUCUUUAAUUUCAGACCCUCUUUUUUCCAAACUCCACUCCACUAGACCAAAUCUUCAGCUCUUCCUCCGAACCGAUAGUUUUUCAUCUCUCUAGAACCCUUCACUGGGUUGAUUUUGAAACUUUAUAUUGCACUCUGACCCAAAUCAACGCUCGCUUUUACCUUCCGAACCGCAGCCCUAAGCAUGAAGAUAGGACCCUACGUCCUUUAGAGAUUUCUUUUCAAGAUAACUUUCUUUUUGGGCUUUGUUUGUGCCAAAAUAUUGUCUGAUGUGUUCAAGACCGAGCCCAAAAUUUUUCGAUUAUCCUAACUGACAGAUUUAAUUACAUCCCAACAUUAAUGAAAAAUAUUAUAGUAAAUUAACAACAAUAUUAAGCAAAAAAUCUAUUUGUAAUAAUUUUGAAAAGGAAAAAAGUAUACUCUCACGGCAGGCUUGUCGUAUAUCUUCUCUUUCAGCUGCCAUUGGAAGCAAAGUUGGGUUACUUGAGUUGAACUUGAAGGUUGCCUUUGGUUCCCAGUGGCAGUAUCAGUAAAAUUAACGUGUUAAUAUGGAUGGGAGAGUGGCAGAGCCUUUUUUUUGGGAGGAAGAAAUCAAUGGGCAGCUAAAUCCUUGUAUAACUAGUGUGAAAAGGAAGGUUAGAUCAAAGAAAUGGGAGUUUUUGGGUUGGGGAUCAGAACCAUUAAUUGGAUUUCUUCAAUCAAUUGGUAAAGAUACUAAAGAAAAAAUCUCUCAGUUUGAUGUUUCUGACAUCUUAACUAAAUAUGUUAAGGAGAAUAACCUCCUUGACCCGAAAAGGAAGAAAAAGAUUCUUUGCGAUGAGAAGCUUCUUUCCCUCUUUGGAAGAAAAUCAAUCAGCCGGAAUAAAAUUUAUGAUUUGCUGGAGGCACAUUAUGCUGAAAACCAUGAAGAAUCAGAUGAUGGGAUUUUGGAUGGUUCAGAGAACGAGAAUGAGAAACAAAAAACAAGAAAAAUCCCUAAGAAGAAAAAACUUGUUAAAGCUCCCAAAAGCUGUUUCGCCGCUAUAAUUCCAGAUAAUAUAAAGCUUGUCUACUUGAAGAGGAGUUUGGUUCAAGAUCUUUUGAAGGAUCCAGAAUCAUUAAAACACAAAAUAGUUGGAAGCUUCAUUAGGAUCAAAUCAGAUCCUAAUGAUUACCUGCAGAAGAACUCUCAUUGGCUUCUACAAGUUACAGGUCUAAAAGAGGUGUCUAGAACUGAUAAUACAAGUACAGAAAUUCUUCUCCAGGCCUCAAAUUAUUUAAAAGAUAUUCAUAUUUCCACACUUUCCGAUGAUAACUUCUCUAAGGAAGAGUGUGAAGACCUGUGCCAGAGAGUGAAAGAUGGUUUGCUCAGGAGGCCAACUGUGGUGGAGCUUGAAGAAAAAGCUCGAACUUUGCAUGAGGAUAUAACAAAGCAUUGGCUUGUGGGAGAACUUGCUUUGCUGCAAAAACUCAUUGAUCGAGCCAAUGAAAAGGGAUGGCGUAGAGAACUAUUUGAGUAUCUGGAGAGAAGACAGUUGCUUCAGUCUCCUGCUGAACAGUCACGGCUUUUGCAUGAAGUUCCAGAAGUUCUUGCAGAUGAAAUUGAACAGGUAGUUAGUGCACAGGACAUCCCUGACAGUAUGAAACAAGGAAAUGAUGAUUCUCUAGUACCACUUGUCAAGGGAGCUUCAGAUCUUCCUAUUGAUGAGAUUGCAGCAUAUGGCAAUUUUAAAUCUUUGGCGUCUCUUAGUACAGAGCCUCCAGAGAUGCAAGCUGCUGUGCUGAAGUCAAAGCAGCAGACGGAAAAUGAAAUGCAGCUUGUUUUUUCACUUGAAAAACAGCCAAAGCUGUCAAUAGAGACUCUGAAAAUAGAUGAAAACAAGAUUGGUGAGAAGCAGGUUAUCAACUUGAGUGACGAUGAUAGUGAUGAAGAUGGAUUGGGGCGGCUGGAAUGGCAUUAUGUUGAUCCCUAUGGUGAUAUUCAAGGUCCAUUCUCAAUCAUAUCACUUAAACGUUGGAGUGAUGCCGCAUAUUUUCCUCCAGGUUUCAUGGUUUGGAAGGCGGGUCAGAGCCAAGACAGUGCUGUAUUAUUAAGUGACAUUCUCCGAUGGGUGUUCCCCUGAUUCUUAUGAAAUGUAGUACAGAACUCUCUCUAUAACAAUAAGCAUGACUUUGGAGGAUGAGAUAUAUGAUAGCAAGCAGAUGAACUCAUUUUAUUAUUCAUUUUCAAAAUAAUAUCUAGAAAAAGGCCUUGAUAAGUUGCAA